Messenger RNA from Anisakis simplex (herring worm), 783 nucleotides. The record is from the annotation of a GenBank genome assembly. Lineage: Eukaryota; Metazoa; Nematoda; Chromadorea; Rhabditida; Anisakidae.
AUGACACGACUUCAACAUCGACUCACAUCAGCUUCAGCUGUCCCUAUCACCACCACCACGUUCACUACUAAUACUACGACGACCAAUACCACUGCUAAUCUGAACAUUAAUCGUAAUAUUGCCACUAAGAAAAGUGCUGCGAUUAAGACUACUGCUAUUGGUAGACCAAUUUCAGCAGAUACAUACGACACAGGCGUUGGAAUCUGUGGUUGGCUUAUUAUCACUCUGUCUUGGGUCAUUCUUAUUUCUACUUUUCCAAUAUCGGUUUGUUUCUGCGUUAAGGUUGUACAAGAAUACGAAAGGGCUGUUAUAUUUCGAUUAGGAAGGCUCAUCGGUGGUGGAGCGAAAGGACCCGGUAUUUUCUUCGUGUUACCUUGUAUUGAAUCAUACACCAAAGUUGAUUUGCGUACUGUUUCAUUCAACGUUCCACCGCAAGAGAUAUUAACGAAAGAUUCCGUGACGGUGUCGGUCGAUGCAGUGGUCUAUUACCGAGUGUGUAAUGCGACUGUAUCAGUGGCAAACGUCGAGAAUGCACAUCAUUCGACACGACUGUUAGCACAAACGACGCUGCGCAAUAUGCUGGGCACUAAGAGUCUUGCUGAGAUUCUUUCGGACCGAGAUGCCAUCGCUAUGUCAAUGCAGACACUCUUGGAUGAUGCAACUGAAAGUUGGGGCAUUAAAGUAGAACGAGUCGAGAUAAAAGAUGUUCGUCUACCAGUACAGUUGCAACGUGCUAUGGCAGCCGAAGCGGAGGCAACUCGAGAAGCACGGGCUAAGAGCUGA